UUGGACCGACAAACCCGUCAGUAUUGGGUCCGGAGAAACGUGCGAUCUCCAAGUAUCAGACCCAAUCGUCUCUGCUAUUCAUUGUCGUUUUUACGCGAAAUACAAGGCGACGACUGGCUAAUUUACUGCGAGGAUCUGAGCAAGAAUGGAACGUUCUUUAACAAACGGAGAAUGGGAAAGGACCAAAACAUAAUUUUGCUUGAUGGCUGUACCAUUCACUUGAAUAGCGAGCUAGGCUAUACGUUUGUUCAAUCCUACCCGCCCACUUCCCAUACUGAGAAGAUGUACCCUGUGAACCUGGACAACGAAUAUAAACUGACUGAGAAACGACUUGGCUACGGAUCUCAAACUAAGAUUGUUCUUGCCUCAGCAAUUGAUCAUGAUACCAAACAAUUUGCUUGCAAGAUAAUCAAUAUCAAGAGUCUUGUCAAGGAGCUCGCUGAAAAAGUCAAGAUACAAUUAGCUAUCAUUAGACACGUACAACAUCCUUGCAUUCUAAAGGCAAUUAAGGUCAACCUACUUUCGGAAGAUAAUGCCUUUGUGAUAAUGCCGAUAUACCAAGGUGGCACUCUGCAGGAUUUUGUUCUCCAGCGACAACGUUUACCAGAGAAUGAAGCACGUUUCAUCUUUUAUCAACUUAUUCGAGGAAUUAUUAUUAUUCAUCGCGAUUUGAAGCCUGAAAACAUUUUUCUUGCUAGGGACAAGCAGUUCCCUCGCAUUGUCAUUGCCGAUUUUGGACUUGCCGCAUGGAUGACAGAAACGUCAUUUCUCUCUGAAGAUGUAGGAACUCUUGCCUACAGUGCUCCCGAAUUGGUGGAAGGCAAGCAAUACAACGCGCAGAUAGAUGACUGGAGCAUCGGUGCGAUUUUGUAUUUUUUGUUGACUAGCAGGCAUGCAUUUGCCUUAGAUGGCGCUGAGGACGAGGAUAUACAAAAACUAGUCCUAAGUGGAAACUACGACACAAGUAAUCCAGUUUGGCCCGAAGUUAGCAGUGAAGCCAAGAAGUUGAUAGGAGAACUAUUAGCAGUAGAUCCCAAAACCCGUAUACGAGCAGGCAGCUGUCUUCAGAGCGAAUGGAUUUUAAAAGACUUGGAUAUGCUUGAGCGGAUUUAUCUGGCUACGGAGUCUGAAGUUCCAUAGCCAUCAUGUACAGCCAGCUCAUAAUUUUAUCUCUCCAAUCCA
Molecule: messenger RNA, 1182 nt
Organism: Umbelopsis ramanniana AG
Lineage: Eukaryota; Fungi; Mucoromycota; Umbelopsidomycetes; Umbelopsidales; Umbelopsidaceae
Exons: 14
Coding region: 172-1140 (322 amino acids)
Biological process (GO): protein phosphorylation; meiotic recombination checkpoint signaling
Cellular component (GO): cytoplasm; nucleus
Molecular function (GO): protein serine/threonine kinase activity; ATP binding
Source: RefSeq, a predicted model, not a curated record